AUGGAGAGUGCCCUCCACCCGGGGACCCGCCUGCUCCAUUCCCAAGCUCCGACGAUCCCCAUCAUCCCCUCUUCCUCCUCCCACUUUCUUCAGGUCUUCCCUAGGAAGCCCGGUAGGGCCUGGUGCGAGCUGAAAGCAAGGGGCGGCGGCAACGGCGCCCUCUCCGGCGACACUGAUCCCCGCGCUCUCGACAGGGUGAGUAAUCCGCGGCCCCCUCCAUCGUCGCUCCUCUCUCGUCACUGCUGGCUUCUGCAGACGUCCCACGGGGAGCUCGAAGCCCGCAAAAAUUGUGUAGUAGCUGCUGUCGGGGUAGAAGAGCUGCGGUAAACUUUGUAAAUUCUGCAAGUCUGAGGAAAGAACCGUUGGAUUGGCGGGCUUUGCUACUUUCAUUCUUUGAGUGAUUUAGGAUACGUCUGCAUGCUUCCGGCCUAAGGUCGUAAGAGAGCUAGUGUAGUGUUGUCUCUGAGGUUGGGGACGAUGCGUUUACGUGAAGUUAUUAAAUAUCGUAAUUUUGAGGAAAGAUGCCAACGCGGGGUUUAUGGGUUUUCUUUCUUUCCGAUCCUCGAUUGAUUUAGAGUACUUCUGUCGACCUUCCACGAAGAACUCUGAGAUAACCAGUGUAGUCGUCUUGUCUCUGCGGGUGGGGAAGAUAAAUUAACGGAAACUUAGUCAAUGCCUUCAGCUUGAGGCUAGAGCUCAAUUGAUUCGGUAGGUUGUGUCUUUUUCGUUUCUGGAAUGAUUUUGAGCACUUGAAUCAUGAAGUAGCGAUGGAGAUAGCGAUGGAGAUAGCGGUGGAGCUUCGUUGGAAUAAUAGUCCCAAUGCCUCCAACACGAUGGAUUACUUUUCUUGCGCUCUCUCGCGUCUUUUUUAACUAUUGUUUAUAUACGGUGUGGGAUAGUUGAGCUCCAGUGUUAAUGAAUGCUUUCUCUGGCCCCUGAAAGAUAUUAACUUGUGAUGCCCAUGCAGCAAAAAGCCUUGGAAGCAGCGAUGAAUGACAUCAACAACUCUUUCGGCAAGGGGAGUGUCACAAGAUUAGGCAGUGCUGGUGGAGCUUCCGUGUACGUCCUCUUCUUACUGUUCCCAUUCGUCCUUCUUUAGAAGAUUAAUGGUGUCCGUGCUCUCACGCCAUGUUUUGUUGCAGCGAGACAUUUCCCAGUGGCUGCUUUACGCUGGAUUUCGCCUUGGGAGGCGGCCUCCCCAAAGGAAGAAUCGUAGAGGUAGUGCACUCGUUAUUCUAUUCCUUCUCUACUUCCCUUAUUUUGCCAAAGGAGAUACGGUAAUAUUGCUUUCCAUUCUUUAGAGUGGUUGCCCCAACUUGAAAGAGUUAUCUCCAAUCGUAAAAGAGAAUUUGGAAUAGUCUGAGAAAUAUCCGUGUUCUUGUUUUUCUUCUUUUUUUCCCCAUUGGGAGUAUGUAGGAUAUGGUUUCCUCUGGUUUCCUUCUACAAAAAUACAGUGAAAUCCUGGCCGGCCUGUUUUGCACACGGUAUGCUAUAUCUGGUGAGCCCACUCGUUUCAACUAGUAGACUCCGUUCUCAGAGCUUUUGGCACUUGUUGCUAUAUCUCGUUUUGCUGAGCCAUUUAUCUAGGUCAUCUAAAGGUCCCUCCUCCCCUCCCCCCGGUACGGUUAUGAUUUUAAAUAUCAGCAUGAUUCAGCUUGGUUUUAUAUUUUUUCUGUUUUUUCCAGCAUAUUUUCUUCCCAUUAAUUGGUACUAUAUUUUAGACCUUAUUACUUGUAUGCUCAUUGAUGACCACCUUUUGGCACUUCACCACUGCUCUGAGAACUGCUACCCACCAUUGAGAUUCAAUUGAAAUGAACUAUUUUUCCUGUAGUUAGAGUAAGAUCUGUCCACAGCCCGAUUUGAGUCAAUGAUGGAAAUCCCUGAAAAGCUAUCUUCAUUUGAGUCAGAAAUGUCUCAACAUUAUACUCCAUACUAUUUUUUCUUUUGAUAGUUCUUUUAAGAGGAAUACCUUCAACUUUUAGGUAAAAUUAAUCUUUUUCUUUCAGAUAUUUGGUCCAGAGAGCAGUGGGAAAACUACACUGGCGCUCCAUGCAAUUGCAGAAGUACAGGUACCAUGCUUUUUUAGAUGUAAUUUGGCACAUUAUUCUCUUUUACGAAACAUUCAUUCACCAAAAUAUUUAGAAUUUAGAUGUACUCUCGUUAUGAAAUUGAGAAUUUUGAUGUUUUCUAUUUUCUGUGCAGAAACUUGGAGGCAAUGCAAUGCUUGUUGAUGCGGAGCACGCAUUUGAUCCAGCAUAUUCGAAGGCCUUGGGGGUGGACAUAGAGAAUCUAAUCGUUUGCCAACCAGAUAAUGGGGAGAUGGCCUUAGAGAGUAAAAUUCUCUUCUAAACUCGUUGGUGCUUAGGGUUGCAGCUUCCAAAUAAAGCCUGCAAAUGUUCAAGAUAACAUAAACACUGAUUAUUUUGCCAUUCUUCCAUAAAUUUUCAUCAGAAUUGUGCUCUUUAUGACAAACAUGAAUAUUGUUGAUUGGUAUGGAUGAUUGGACAACAGUAAAUUUUGUUCUCAUGUCUCUAUUUUUUGUUCCUAUUUGUACAAGUUUUAGUUCUCAAACAAUCAUUUUUGUCAUUUACCCAGUUCUUUGUCUUUUGUAAUUUAUGCAUGCCGAAUGUGCGGAAUCUAUGAGAUGUGAAUUAUUUUUUUCAAAUAAUCAUUUUUCAGAUUUUGAUUUCCUCAAUGGGCACUUUCAUCUAUGCAAAUCAGUGUUUUGAAGGGAAUGUGUUGUCCUUACGAUAUUAGAGAUGCCUUCACAAUAGUUUAUUGUAAUUUAUUUACAGGUUUGAAGUUUGGUGCGAGAUCUUUGACUAAUAUAUUAGAGGGUAGCACAAUUUAUUUAAUUAUCAGUCAUCUCGAAUGCACCAACGUUUACCUUCAGAACCAAAAAGUAUGCAUUUUUUCAAGCUUAUAUUAAUUUUUUCGCGCAAAAAUUUCGAAUUUUUCUGGCUGGUUCGCGGUUCAUGCUGAACAGAUGUAAAUAACAACUAGUACUGGCUGUCUCUGGACUGAAGAAUAACGAUUUUGUAGUUCAUAUGUUAUUGUUAUAUCGUCCCAUUAUUCGAUCUAUUUAUAUGCUUCUACUGAGCUUUAUAUUAUUAAUUUUCACCAUGCAACCUGCGAUCAGCACACAUUCAUCGAUAUAUGAUUCUUGUCAAAUUGUUUGAUAAAAUCGUCGACUGGUGUAUUUCUUGGUUAAUCAACCUCUGAAGAUCAGCUCCAUAUUCACAUCAAAAAAAAUUAUUUAUGCAAAAUAAAUAAAUUAAGACUGUAUUUGCAAUUUUCUGCUUUUUGAUGUCUCAGUUUAAUUAAUGGCCAGACCUGGCAUUGUAACUUUAAAUUUAUGGGAAUCAGGAAAAUAUUUUCUUUCGUGGAUCAACUGAAAUAAAUUAUUUAACCAGAAAAUUUUCUUCUCAGCGGCAGAUCGAAUGUGUAGAUCUGGAGCAGUGGAUCUUAUUUGCAUCGACUCUGUGUCAGCUCUAACUCCACGAGCUGAAAUUGAAGUAAGCUAAUUCGUUGACGUUCACUUCGAUUAACAUGCUCAGAUGGGCUUCUUCGUUAAUCUUGACAGUUCUUGUAGGGUGAGAUUGGAAUGCAGCAGAUGGGUCUACAGGCACGUCUUAUGAGCCAGGCACUACGAAAGAUGUCAGGCAAUGCUUCAAAAGCGGGUUGUACUCUCAUCUUCUUGAAUCAAAUCAGAUAUAAGGUACUUAGUCUUUUUGGUACCAUCGUUUCUUCGGGAUUUUAUUACAGCCCAAAUGAUUUAGGUAUUUAUUUAUUUAUUUAGGAAUUUAUGGUUGUUAUGAUCUAAUUUUCUUUCUGUUCCCAAGAUUGGUGUGUUUUAUGGGAAUCCCGAGGUCACCAGUGGAGGGAUUGCCUUGAAGUUCUUUGCAUCUCUUCGAUUGGAGAUACGUCCGGUGGGGAAGAUAAAGUCUGUAAGCCCGAAUCAGCUCUCACAAAUAGAAAGAAAAUAUACAUUUUUAUUUUCAUGGCCCAUAAGGUAUUUUGUUCACCAAUCCGAAUUUCUUGUUUUCUUUUGAAGGCGAAAGGAGAUGAAGACAUUGGAAUCAGAGCUCGGGUAAGAGUUCAGAAAAGCAAGGUAUGCUGGACUCUACCAUACCCAAAUAAGCUAUUGUAUUUCUUCAAUAUUUUUCAUAAUGAAGAUUUCGUGAUGGUGGAGCUGACCCAGCUAUGUGACCACAAGUUUUCGUUUGUUCUCUGAAUGUGGAGCGAUCUGAUUUGUAGUAUUUUUCUAAGCAUUUAAAACACAUUAGACUGUGAACAAGUGGGAGCAGGUUGAAAGGAUAUCAAUAAAUUCGCUUCAAAACAUUUUUUGCAUUGAACUUAUCGGAGAUUUUCUUAUAAGAAUCUGGUUUUUAGUAGUAUAAGUUUGCUUCUUUUUUUUUCUUUUUUAUUUUUUCAAAAAACAAGUGUGUCGGAUGAUUCUGACCGAGGCCUCUCCAGGUCUCGAGACCCUACAAACAAGCAGAGUUUGAGAUCAUAUUUGGGCAAGGAGUAAGCAAGCUGGUAAGUGAGAUAAUCCAUGGUUUGGUUGAAUCCCCUCCUCUUUAUCCGUUGACUCUCUUCCCUGACUGGAAUCGUUUCCAGGCCUGUGUCUUGGAUUGCGCUGAGUCAAUGGAGAUCGUGGCAAGGAAAGGCUCCUGGUACAGCUACGAAGAUCUAAGGUCGGUGGGAUGACCACAAUCCUAAUUUCUACGCCAUUUUAUUAUCAAAUCUAAACAGUUGGAAGAGCUCAGAUUAGCUUUUAUAAAUAAAAUACGAUUUUUAGGGUAUGUAACAUUAAAUUUAUUGGAUAAGGGUGUAAAUAUAAUAAUUUAAUUUAUUUAUUUCAUCUUUAUUUAUUCACGGUGGAGAUGGAGCUGCUGGAUUUGAUGUAAAUAAUAAACUCUUCCCACUUCUUCUUGAAUAGGCUGGGCCAAGGCAGAGACAAGGCAUUGCAGUAUCUCAGAGAAAACCCUAAUAUCUGCAGUGACAUAGAAAAGGUGUGGAAUUUAUUUUUCCUUCCCUUUUCUUAUGGAUUUCUCUAAUACCCAUUUAGUUCUCUCUCUCUCUCUCUCUCUCUCUCUCUCUCUCUCUCUCUCUUCUCUAGGCCAGCAAAAGCUGCCUCACAUAGCUCUGGGUGGGAAGAGCAGUGGUGGUGGGCUUCUAAUGCUGAACCUGAGUCUAACUUGUAUAUCUCUUUGGGGCUUCAACAGGCUGUAAGGUCUAUGAUGGCCGAGGGAGCUGAUGAUCGCGUCGGCACGGCGGCGAUCGGGCAGCUGCCAACGGUGGAGGACGAGGUGGCCUCAGAUUACACCUGA
Messenger RNA from Spirodela intermedia, 5333 nucleotides. The record is from the annotation of a GenBank genome assembly. NCBI's taxonomy places the organism in Eukaryota, Viridiplantae, Streptophyta, Magnoliopsida, Alismatales, Araceae.